CACUAUUCCGUUGUUUGUGCAAUCCAGUCUGGCAUUUGGGCAGUUGAUAUAAUUCUGACCCCCUGCCACGCUACCACGUGGCUAGAAGGAAGAUGGGGCAGCUUGCGAUGGUCGCGGUGAUGUCUUUCAUGGCAUCUAUGACGGCGCGAGCGGGCACGCAGGAGGAGACCUGGGUGGAUGCGGGCGGUGUUGGCGGGGGGCGGAACGCGAGUGCAGUUCUCGCGUUCUUGCAGGGGCUGUCCCAAUCGGACGCAAACGCAGGGCGGGGCACGACCCAGCGUGUGACCGUCGACUCGCAGGGUAUGCUCGACACGGACGUGGACGGGGAGGGCCCAGAGUGGCUGCCCAUGGCGAAUGCAACCGUGGGGCAAGGCACGGGUCAGCGCGUGGUCGUCAACCCGCACGGGGGGCUGAUCGAGACGGACGUGAGCGAGGACGACGAGCUGGCGGACGACGGCGAGGCCGAUCCAGAGAGGCUCUCGCAGCCCGCGGCGCAGCACGGGGCGGGCCGUGUGCAUCUGGCGGCCCACCGCGCGGGAUCACUGGCGAUGAUGAGGCGGCAUGCGGUGGAGGGCGGUGAGCUCGAUGAGGGCCAGGAGUUCCGAGCGCAUGACUCGGCAGACUCGAUGUGGUGGGGGCGCCGGAGGGCGGAUUCAGGUGGGUAUGGGUGGUGGCCACGCCGGCGGGCAACUCCGGCUCCGACACCAGCACCGACACCAGCACCGACACCGCCGCCGAUUCAUUGCCAGUGGGGAAGCUGGGGCGCUUGGAGCUCAUCGAAUCCGCAGUGCAGCGUGUGUGGCGCAGGUACCAAAUCCCGCACGCGCAGCAUUCAAGUUCAUGCGGCAUGGGGUGGCAGUCAGUGCUCAGGUGGAACUUCGGAGACACAGAAUUGCGCGACCCAGAAGUGCACAUUCACGUCGACCUUCCCAGUGAGCUGUGGGAGCUCCAGUGGCAGUCAGGGCUUCACUGUCAUCGCGCACGAGGAGGGCGGGUCCUGCGCGUGCUGGCAGGCGGGGCUUGGGUCGGAGGAGGCGUUCCUGUUCUCUUACAGUGUGAGCGGUUGUACACCUGAGGCCUGCUGGAGUAAGUAUCGAAUGGUUCUGUACCAGUACAUCAGCAGGAAGCCUAGUGGUCAGACGUCACAUCAGUGGAAGGCCUUCUGCACGGAGGGCACAGCGCUAGGGAGCAACCCUUUGCCGAGCCUCCAGCACAUGGUGGACGAUCUGGUGACUAAACAGGAGUCUGCUGCCGCGGAGGAAUUGCUGAAGCUGGUGGGCAGCCUGGAGGGCUUGCCAUCAGAAUCAGGGGGCUUACUCUUGGAAGCUUCGAGUCACGGUCAGGCUGUCAUAUCUCUCCACCCAGCGAGCUUGUUCGGCAUCACGACCCUCGAGAGUGUACUGGGCGAUGUCACGGACAGCUGGCAGCACCUCACGUCCUCUUCAUUGGCGAUGCUUGAGGAUGCGUUUCAGACGCUCGUGCUUUGGGGCUUGGGUGCCAGCGACCAGCACGUCGUGCUUGGAACCACGUUCAACUAUCCAUCUAACUACUACAGGUCCAUGGGGACGUUCCUGAUCGCGGGCCUCACCGGCAACGAGGCGAUGCGUCAAUGGUUCGAAAAUUUGCCCGCCGGGCCUUCGGCCAAGGUGAAGCACGGCCCAGGCCCGAAUACAACCUUGUACAUGGGUUGGCAGGAUGUUAAGGACAGGCUCGCGUCUGUUGGGAAUAAGUUUGUCGCCAAGACAGCCCAGCGACAAAACGAGCUUGGUAUCCAGAUUCAGAAUGGAGCGGUGUGGCCAAACGCACCCGGCGGCGAGAAGACAAUCUUCCUUGGGUCCAAUUUUGAUAACCAUGCAUUCGUGCGGCCGUUUCUCGCUCAGGUGCUCGACCAUGCCGAGGGUACGGGCUCGUGCGACGGGUCCACUUGUUGGAAUCGCAAUUGGCUCAAAACGCAGGCGAAAACUUGGUUGACCGGGCGCUAUGUGAUCGAAAGCUCAGACUUCAAGUGGUUUGUGACGAAAAUCUUGCAUAAGGUCCACAUGAACAUCGAUCUAACCGAUGCCGAGGCGCAGGAUUUCGCGGACUACAUGGGCAAGGUCAUCUUGCCAGUUCCCUUCCCAGAGGAAGUUGCGAGGAGUGGCCCGCUACAGAGGGUCCUCGGCAUCCCAGAAACGCUGAGCAGGCGCAGUGCCAUCUUGGCGAAAUACCGUGGCGCCAUCCAAGCCAAGUUCCCGUCCCGGAGCUUCACUUUCGGAGAGUUGGACCAGAUCGCCUCAGCGUUCUUGGACGCGCUGCAGUUCGCUGGCGGAAUUGCGGUGCCCACGGUGAUUCAAUACGUCCUGGCGCUGACGCACAUGAGGGAGGCGACCAAGUGGCCUGUGCUUAAGGAGCUGGAACUCAAUGCGGCGAAUAUUCCCAAGGUCGUCUGGGAAACGUUGCGCCUGUACCCUCCGGUGGGAGCCUUCCCGUACUGGGAGAAGGACGGUAACGGCGAUUGGAAGCAUGUCGUGCUCAGCGUCUCGAACGCCUUGAGAGACGCGGACGUAUGGCCGGACCCUGCAACCUUCAAGUUCCGAGAUAUGAGUGAGUAUGCAACGAAAUUCACCGGCUUCGCGGACUUUGCAACGCAUGCGCCGAGCGCCAAUGGGGGCCUUGGUCCGCACGAGCACGUCUGCCCAGGCAAGCAGCUAGCCGUUGCCAUCGUCGAGUCUUUCAUUGAGGAAUUUUCCAGCACCGGGCGUUGGUAUGCGACCAACCCCGCGAUCAGCGUCAAUGCCUACAUGACGGAUUCGUACACUUUGACAAAGUCGGACCACACAUGCUGGGAAGCUCCCUCCAACUGUCAUGCCACGUGGACAUACAACGGCAACACCAUCCAUGGGUGCACUACCCAGGACAGUAUCUUUGGGGAUGGAUGGUGCGCCACCACUAGUGAAUACAGCUGGUGGGCGCCGCAUAAAUAUGAAUACUGCAAGGCGAAGCUCUGCGAUCGCUCACCGUGCUGCUGCAAGUACAGCACCUGUAGCACUGAGGACAUCCUGGUGGGCCAUGCCAAGGAGAGCCACAAUGUCGGGGGCCACAGGUCGGUAUGCUGCAAGGCGUACCCGGGGAAUGUGGAAUGCCCAGGCUACACUCUAGCCUUCGGCUACGGCAUUGGCUACCACACGCCGUCCGUGGACGUAGGCUCCGCGGCGGCAGACGGCAUGUGCCCAGCGCCCGACUACACACCUCCGCCGUACGCGCCACAGCAGAAGGAUACCGAUGCGGUGGAUGCCACGAAGGCGUGCCAGGGCAGGGGCUCAGCCCAGGAGAAGGCGUCGUGCGUCUGCCAGCGGGCUGAGCAGGCCAGCGCGAGCUUCGCGCUGCUGGUGCGCCGCUGCACGGCCAUGACAGCUGUGGUCCAGAACAUUGCCUCUCCGUACGGGUGUUCGGUCCAGAGGCCGACGGCGGGCGGGGCGACGACGUGCAAGGCAAAGGCCCCAUUGCACCUGCAGCUCGUGGAUGGCGCCUCGCAGGCGUGGAAUAGCAUCGCCUCGUGGGGCAAAGAGACGUUCGUCUCCACCGACCUAUGCUUCCCGAACUCGGACGUGUGCUGUGCGCAGGGCAUGCUCGGGACUGAGUCUGCCACCUGCCGCACCGUCACCGCGGACACGCUGAGCAGGGAUUGGCUGGACUUGCCUCCGCAGCUGCAGGGGGGAACCGGCGGAUUUUGGCUGAAGAAGCAGGGCGACUCCUCUGCAAUCAUGUCAUUCGGCCAGACCUCCGACGGGUGCGACCAGAGCCCAGGCAAGAUCGCAAGCGACGGCACCUACAAGGUGCGCGUCAGCGGGGAUCGUUCUUGGUCGUUCCACACGGACACUUUUCUGAAGUCCCUCAUGCUCGCGGAGACGAUCGACCUGGUCUACGACUUCCACUUUGACUCGCCGACGAACCCGAGGUUCGCUCAGAUCAUACCUUCGGCACGGAAUGUGCUUGGGGUCACAGUGCCGUCGUGGCUCCUGGCGUUCAACAUGACGCUGGAACCUGCCCCACAUGACGGCAGCACCUCUGGACAAUCUGUGAAGUGGCUCCGCACGUCAGGCGUUCCCAUUCUCAACAUCAAUGACGAGGACGGCUCGGGCAACUACCGCCUCACUCAGGUGAUCGACGGCGCCGGGAAUAAAUUGCAGCCAGCCUUUGACGAGUGGGUAGCGUAUUGCGAAAACCCAGCACUGACCGGGACAUCCUCGCCAGGCGAGAUCCACUUUCACGCUUUCCGCGGCAAGGGCUACGAGGUGGACACUUUGAGCGAGGAGCUCGACCGUUGCCCCUCCGUUCUGGGCUACGCGGGGGCGAAGAUUCUCAACUCGGCCCUGCUCUUCGACGAUGCCUUUCUGGACAUGUCGCUGAGCAAGAUUGUCCAUCAGCCGGCUCUUGACCGGACUGUCUUUGACGACGCUACUUUUGCCUUUGUCGUCGGCGUCGCCGCAAGCUUGAAGAACAAGGGCGGCAGCAAUCUGCCUGCCGAGCAGAGGAUGUGUGUCCCGUCCCAGACAAAGCUGUCGGACAAGAUUCGUCUGUGGAAGAACUUGGUUCCCAGUCAUGAGGCCGACCCGAAGGCGCCAGCAUGCGAGGGGGAUUCUAUGCGUGAGGUGGUUGCCUGGGCGUCGGUCUGCUUCUUUCUAGUCGUGGAGAAUUUUCCCUACGCCGAUGGGGUCACGGGCAGCGCCAACACAUGGACCACGGCUCUGGGGGGGAGCGCAACGAAGACCAAAGAGUCAUGGAUCAUGGAAAACUUGUUCGAAGCUACGAACAAGGAUGGCGAUCCGAUAUACGCGGACAAGGAGAUUGACUACCGGCACCUCUACCUUGACCCAGCGUUGUCCGCCUAUGGCGGGGGUUGGACGGACUUCCUCGAGUCGCACCUGGCCCUAGACUUCUUCGGCUCGCACCGGGCGGUUCCCGUGACGGGCGUCCAGAAGGGCGGCGAGACGGCGGCGCUCGUCGUUCGCACGACCAGCGUGGCAGGUUUCACGCUCCGCCCUGGCUUCGCAAACUGGGGCGCCGACAUGUACUUCAGCGCCGAGGGGAUGCCGCUGAUGGUGCAGACCCCCGCAGGCAAGCAGUAUUGGAAGUCCGAGAGCAGCGUGCAGGAGUGGCAAUACUGGAAGUGGGUAUUCCGCUCGACGCUCUUCAACAUGGUGACCGUGGUCGACCACCUGUGGUUCACUCACCAGGCUCCCAUGGCGAACGCCGUUGCAACUAUCGCGCGCGAUAGCAUCCCGCACACCCACGCCCUGCGCCGAUUUCUCGGGAUGAUCAGCUUUGGUACUGUCGGUGUGAACGUUGAUGCCAUCCACAACCUGAUGGCGCCCAAUGGUCUCCUGCACCGCGGCUCCCCAUUCGUGGAAUGGCAGCAGGUGCACGAUGCUGCCGAGGACAGCAUCUACAAGUAUAGGGACUACUUCGACCCGUUGCUGGACAAGGCGAAGUUCGCGGCGCUCCACCCCCGCCUCCAGCAGACCGCGUACUACCAGGACGCUCCGGCGCUCUUCGAGGUCAUCUCCGAGCUGAUCGAGGACUUCUUCCAGGCGCACGGGACGGAGUGGUGCGGGGCGUCUGGGGGGGAGAUCAGGGACCAGGGGCUGAUGACCUACGCCCACGCGGUCGAGGACUACCUGACGGAGGAGCGCGGCGGGCGCGCGGCAGACAACCUCGCGUGGCUGAACGGCGGGAGCGCGGCGGGCGGGUGGACCUGCGCGGCGCUGAAGAAGCUGCUCAAGGUCCAGAUGUUCACCGUCACCGGCUUCCACGCCCACGUCGGCAAGGUCGCCGACAUCGUCCGCGACCCCGAGAUGGUGGGCCUCAGCUGGCUGCCGGGCGAGAGGUCGGCGCGCCCGCGCCAGGCGGCGCUGUACGCGCUCGUGUCGGCAGCCACGAGCCUGCGGAUGCCGAAGAUCUCCCACGACUACGACUUCCUGUACAAGGGGCUGCCGAAGGAGGCAGAGAUCUUGCAGGCGUUCAAGGCGUUUCGCCAAAGGUUGGCGACGCUGGAGGCCGAUGUGGACAGGAAGAAUGCCGCCGGCGGCCGCGCUUAUCCAACGAGCGGCCCGAAGCCUCCAUACCGCCAGAUGCACCCCAAGGAUGUGGAGAUCUCUGUCUCGAAGUGAUGCCUCUCGCCUCAGUGCUUCCUGUGCGCGCUUACGCCCUGCGGGCUGUUUUCAGCCUGUCACCAUCCUCCGCAUCCCCUUUUAUCUUCAGGAGCGGCAGAAGGACGUACAUGAAUCCACCUCGGUUCCGAGAGUACGCAUUGCGCGAACGCUCGUCUCACGCGGCUAGUCUCGCGGAUUGGGGGGCCGUGUUCAUGUACGUGCUUGGGCGCGUACGUCCUUUGUGAGCCGCCUCCAUUCCAUCCAGGAUCGGUUUCCAGACGGGCUGUCUGAGGGAUUGGUCCACGGUGUUGUCCAGGGGGUUGUCAUCAUCCCCGACUUGUUAUCUGGGAGCCGCCAAAGAUCAUCAUGGCGCGCCGCGUACCAGCCUGUUUCUAAGGGGGCCGCGUCAGCCUCCAUCGCCACCAAUGCCCGUAUGGCGCACCGUGUGCGAGCUUGUGCGCACGGGAGCCGCCUCAGGGGCCAGCGUUCGGAGGAUCACCGUUGUGCGCCGCAUGCGGGCCGUUUCGCAGAUGUACCACACGCGGGCUGGUUCUCAGGGGAACCGUUCCUGGGGCCACUGUCACAGCAACCACCAUGGUGCGCCACAUGGCAGAUUCCUCGUGGGCCGCAGCCGCAGGGGCCACCAGCGCGGCGCCGUACGCGCCACGCACCUCCGCUCGAGCGGGGGGCACCGUCUAGCGACCGUCGCCCACGGGAGCCACUUCUGACACCGUGGUGUGCCGAGUGGGAGUCACCUCGCUCAGGAGCUACCCCAUGGACCGCCGGAAGCGGGAGCCGCGCGAGAGCGGGCUCGCGCGGGAUCCGCCUCGGGGACCGCCACCAACGGGUUUAGCACGGCGCGUUGUAUGCGAAACGGGUCGCAGGUGAGGUCCUUCACGGACCGCCGUUCCAAAGAUCGCCUUCGUGUGCCCUCAUCGGCAUCUCCCUUCUCGUGCUUUUGCCCCCUCACUGUACCCCACCAGCCCAUGCACGGGGCUCAUCUCAAGUCUCCUGCUCUGGGGCAUACGUUGUCAACUUUUGCUCGGCAUGCGCGGGUAUGUGCAGGGCAUGUGUUCGGCAUGUGCAGUCACAUUGCCCACGGACGCGCAGGAAUCUAUAUUUGAUAUGGGCGGUCACUUUUUCGUCAGAGCAUUAGCCACAUUCUUUAUUAUUGGAUGUGGUGCUGCGCUCGAGCUUUGACCGCAUCUCUGAUCGGGAAUGGUUUUACCGCCCGAUCGCAGGCCGCACUCCUCAUUGUGGGAAAGUCGUCCUCGCUCCAGCGCUGCUCGUGUUGUUGAUGAGCAUUGGCUACAUCCCUGAUUGGGGGUGGUGCGUUCGCCUCAACGCUUGCCACAUCCUUGAGUAGGGUCUGUACUGCCGCUCGAUCACUGGCCACAUCAGUGCUCCCUCCCGAUCGCUGGCCACAAUUACGUGCAAGGGCGAUUGUGCGAUUGUGGUCUCAAUGUUGCAGGGGUUGUCCGGGCUGUCCGGGGGGACCAGUAUUCUUUCACACGCUUUACAUUGAUCGCAGUCAGUAAGUGCAGCUACGGAUUGUGAUUGAAG
Molecule: messenger RNA, 7694 nt
Organism: Prorocentrum cordatum
Lineage: Eukaryota; Dinophyceae; Prorocentrales; Prorocentraceae
Source: the annotation of a GenBank genome assembly